AUGAUUAACUUGAAAACAGAGAAAAUACACAUAAAGUGUUCUGAUUGAGUUUGGACUUUAUUCCAGGCUAUUCAGAUCUCAAUCAUCGGGCUCAUGACUUGGUCUCUCUUAUCAGAAGAUUGGCUGAAACUCGGGUUUUCUGGCCAAUAUUAUGAUUUGAGAUGGACAGGCUCUUUGAACUCAGUUCACAAGGGCCUAGGAGGUCUUAAAGGCACUUCAUACUCUGACUUAUUUAAGGCGUACUGCAGCAGAAGUGAUUUGUCCCAAGACAUCCAAAUCAACGAGUCAACUUGGUGCAAAAUGUUUGCGUCCCUUUGGGUAAGCGAAAUUGUUUACGUCCUAUUCGAAGUUGUGGCGAUGCUAUUAAUGGUCAGUUGGACCAUUUCCCUGAGACUUGCUUUAAAGACCAACAAAUUAAGGCGAGUCCCUGGCAUAUGCUCGGCCAAUGGAGCAUGGGUUUUGCAUGUAGCCGGAUUCAUCACGUGGAUGGUUCUGUCUCGUGCAAAUUUCAGUGGAGACUGCAACAAGGAAAGUGAUGGAAAAUCACCUCCUAAACUUUGCGCUCUUACUGGCCCUACUAUUGCUCUGGCCUUGGCAAUAAUAAUGCCUAUCUUGGCAAUAUCAUAUCCAUUCCUCAUAAGAUGCCUUACAAAAUCGGUUGAAACUCAGUCCGCCAUUCCUAAGCAGCCUGAAGGGAAGAUGAUAGAAGUCACAGUAUAA
Molecule: messenger RNA, 720 nt
Organism: Blepharisma stoltei
Lineage: Eukaryota; Ciliophora; Heterotrichea; Heterotrichida; Blepharismidae
Source: the annotation of a GenBank genome assembly